UGAGCUUCUGAAGCACAGCGGUAAUGGGCAAACGCAAGGCAAUGGAACGCACCGUUUCGCUUCGAUGUUGUCAAGCGUCAGCUGCCCCUUAACUGUCUCUAACUUGGUGCUAGUUGUUACAGUCUCAGCUCACCUUAUCUUAUCCAAAUCGCCCCGAGACAAGAAACUAUGUUGCCUACCAUCUUCAACGUCUCUUUAAUACUAGCGAAAUCAAAUGGGUCUCCAUUUCCAUCCCAAGUUCCAUUUUUCAACGAUAAACCUCCAAAUAUUUAAAAGCUUUCGUUUUCAUCUUUGAAUGCUCUUAACUAGUCAAAUCAAGUAGGGUUAGAGGCUCAGAGCCAGAGUUCCAAUGGCAGAGAAGGACCUUGACACUAUGAGGAGGAGGGUGGCCUCCAUAGCCAAACAUUUCGUUCCCUUUCAAUCUUCGCAAGAUGGGGCAGUGGGGUUGUGUAAUACUUCCAUGAAAGAUAGUUACCACAGGGUUCACGGUGAAGUUCCUUCUCAUGAGGUUGUUUGGAGAAGGAUCGCUUCUGAUGAAUCUGGCAAGGAAUACACUGAUAUUAUAUAUGAGAAGGCUGAAGGAGAAGCCAUAGCAAAGAUUACCAUUAAUAGGCCAGAGAGAAGGAAUGCUUUCCGACCCCUUACCAUUAAGGAGCUUAUUCGUGCUUUCAAUGAUGCCAGAGAUGAUAGCUCUGUUGGGGUCAUCAUUCUCACGGGAAAGGGAACCAAAGCAUUCUGUAGUGGUGGUGACCAGGAUUUGAGAACUAAAGAUGGUUAUGCUGAUUUCGAGAGUAUUAGCCGCCUUAAUGUGUUAGAUUUGCAGGUGCAGAUCCGUCGUCUUCCAAAACCAGUGAUUGCUAUGGUAGCAGGUUAUGCUAUUGGAGGAGGACAUAUAUUGCAUAUGGUCUGUGAUCUAACUAUCGCAGCAGAUAAUGCUAUACUUGGCCAAACUGGUCCUAAGGUAGGAAGCUUUGAUGCUGGUUAUGGAAGUUCCAUCAUGUCACGUCUGGUGGGGCCCAAAAAAGCACGUGAAAUGUGGUUUCUCACUAGGUUUUAUACUGCUGCUGAAGCAGAUAAAAUGGGACUUGUAAACACUGUUGUACCUUUAGAGAACUUGGAGAAAGAGACAGUAAAAUGGUGUCGAGAGAUUCUGAGGAACAGCCCAACUGCAAUCCGAGUUCUCAAAUCAGCUCUUAACGCAGUGGAUGAUGGCCAUGCUGGACUUCAGGAGCUUGGUGGAAACGCAACACUCAUAUUUUAUGGCACUGAGGAAGCCAGCGAGGGAAAGACAGCAUUCAUGCAACGCAGAGCCCCGGAUUUUUCCAAGUUUCACAGGAGACCUUGAUUUCAUAAAUAUCAUUUUUAUUUCUAAUUUAUCCACCAUUUUUUAAUAAUCCUCAUAACUAUAACUAGUCAUUGCCCCAAAAUUUUUACUUUCUUCUUGUCCUCAAGCUAUUGUAUGAAGUUAUUCUUAGCUUGGAAAAAAAAAAACAAACGCAUACUCAUGUCAGGAUAUAAAUUUGGUGUGAUAUGUAUUCUUCCAAUCCUUAAUAUAAAAUCUAUUUAAUUAAUUUGAU
Messenger RNA from Neltuma alba, 1577 nucleotides. Its product is annotated as 1,4-dihydroxy-2-naphthoyl-CoA synthase, peroxisomal. The coding region runs from base 350 to 1345 and encodes 331 amino acids. The record is from RefSeq and is a predicted model, not a curated record. The transcript is spliced from 9 exons. Gene Ontology annotation, molecular function: 1,4-dihydroxy-2-naphthoyl-CoA synthase activity. Gene Ontology annotation, biological process: menaquinone biosynthetic process. Lineage: Eukaryota; Viridiplantae; Streptophyta; Magnoliopsida; Fabales; Fabaceae. Gene Ontology annotation, cellular component: cytosol.